UGAGUCCAAAUACUACAGGUGAGAUGAGUCCAAAUACUACAGGUGAGAUGAGUCCAAAUACUACAGGUGAGAUGUGUCCAAAUACUACAGGUGAGAUGAGUCCAAAUACUACAGGUGAGAUGAGUCCAAAUACUACAGGUGAGAUGAGUCCAAAUACUACAGGUGAGAUGAGUCCAAAUACUACAGGUGAGAUGAGUCCAAAUACUACAGGUGAGAUGAGUCCAAAUACUACAGGUGAGAUGAGUCCAAAUACUACAGGUGAGAUGAGUCCAAAUACUACAGGUGAGAUGAGUCCAAAUACUACAGGUGAGACGAGUCCAAAUACUACAGGUGAGACGAGUCCAAAUACUACAGGUGAGACGAGUCCAAAUACUACAGGUGAGACGAGUCCAAAUACUACAGGUGAGACGAGUCCAAAUACUACAGGUGAGACGAGUCCAAAUACUACAGGUGAGACGAGUCCAAAUACUACAGGUGAGACGAGUCCAAAUACUACAGGUGAGACGAGUCCAAAUACUACAGGUGAGACGAGUCCAAAUACUACAGGUGAGACGAGUCCAAAUACUACAGGUGAGACGAGUCCAAAUACUACAGGUGAGACGAGUCCAAAUACUACAGGUGAGACGAGUCCAAAUACUACAGGUGAGACGAGUCCAAAUACUACAGGUGAGACGAGUCCAAAUACUACAGGUGAGACGAGUCCAAAUACUACAGGUGAGACGAGUCCAAAUACUACAGGUGAGACGAGUCCAAAUACUACAGGUGAGACGAGUCCAAAUACUACAGGUGAGACGUGUCAAAAUACUACAGGUGAGACGAGUCCAAAUACUACAGGUGAGACGAGUCCAAAUACUACAGGUGAGACGAGUCCAAAUACUACAGGUGAGACGAGUCCAAAUACUACAGGUGAGACGAGUCCAAAUACUACAUUGGAGACGAGUCCAAAUACUACAUUGGAGACGAGUCCAAAUACUACAGGUGAGACGAGUCCAAAUACUACAGGUGAGACGAGUCCAAAUACUACAGGUGAGACGAGUCCAAAUACUACAGGUGAGACGAGUCCAAAUACUACAGGUGAGACGAGUCCAAAUACUAGCUGUAGGAACUGGUCUGUGGAAGCCACAAACAAAGGAGCCUGCUGUUCCAAUGCUAUUUUAAAUAAUUUCAUAAACUCAAGUUGGGCUUGAUUUGAGUUUGUGUGGUGUAAAAAAGAAAUCGCAAACCCUGCCCAUGUGGCGCUAUAGGCAGUCUAAAGCAAAUGUUAAGUAUUUGAAUGAUUACAAACAGUACUUGAACCCGGGUCUGUAGUGUUAAUCUGUAUGACUGACUGUCUCUCUGUCCCCCUCCCCUCAGGGGUAGUGCAUUACAGAAACGUCUGAGAGACCGUGAGAAGGAGACGGAGCUGGAUGAUAGAGACCGGAAGAGGGAGAAGGAAGAGCAUGAUCAAAUCAGACAGAGACUGUUAGCUGAGGGA
Molecule: messenger RNA, 1474 nt
Organism: Oncorhynchus keta (chum salmon)
Lineage: Eukaryota; Metazoa; Chordata; Actinopteri; Salmoniformes; Salmonidae
Product: S-antigen protein-like
Exons: 3
Coding region: 24-1187 (387 amino acids)
Source: RefSeq, a predicted model, not a curated record